GAUUUUAUAGAGAUUGUUACGCACUUACUAUUUCGUUUAUGUCUCAUAUUAUUAAUUGGAAUUACGUUUUAUGUGAUGUUGUUUUCACUGAGACAAAAAACGUCCUGAAAUUUGAAUGUAGCUGAAUGAAGGAUUUGGCUUUUUGAGCCAACAAGCGCCCCCUGAAGGAAACACUCUUUAGUGUAAUAUCAAACAAACAGUCCUUAGACAGAAGCGUUUGCCGACCAGUGAAAACUAAUACGGAAGUCUGUUAUGAAAUAUGGAGCGUAAGUUGGCUGAGUACAGAGCCCGAAAGAAAGCCGAGACUGAAGCUAAGAAACCUGCUGAUCGUGUGAUCCAGAAUGAAACGAAAGCAACAAGCGAAGAUUCUCCAGCAGUGUUUACUGACACACCAGAACUGAAGCCCAAAACCUGCCCUGAGAGUCCACACACAGAGGAUCAGAGUCAUUAUUUGCUGAAUACCAUAUGUGGUCGUUGGCUUCAGCGUGUGACCCUCACCCAUCUGACCCUGCUAAAAGUCCUGCUGUGGCUCGUGCUGCUGGGGCUUUUUUCAGAACUUGAGUUUGGCCUGCCAUUUUUUGUUAUAUCGUUAUUCUACUGGCUCUACGAGGGCCUUCGAAGCCCAAGAGCCCGACAACCUGGAGAAAUGAGCGCGUACUCCGUGUUUAAUCCAGACUGUCAACCCAUCCUGGGAACUUUAACAGCCGAACAGCUGGAAGGAGAGAUGGGAUACAGGCCAAUAGCCAACAGAUGAACAUGUAUGAAAGGAAGCAAACUUUGCAACCAUCUGGACAUUAAGGAAAACAGUCUAAAUGUAGAUCUGUAAAGUGCACUUGGGAAACUUGUUUGCAUUACAUUAAUGUAUCUUAGUUCUUAAAUGAUUUACUUGAAUUUAUGUAAAAUAAAAUGCUUUAUUUUAUUAAUAUAUAUAUAUAUAUAUAUAUAUAUACACAGAUAUAAAACCCUUUCUGAGUUCUAAUAAAUUACAGUUUAAUCCUGUCAUACAGCCAACAAACGAGAAUGUCAUAUUUUUAUUCAACACUCAGGUUCUCUUAUCCAAGCUUAUUCAUGGAGCUGAAAUGUAUUACUGAAAGACAGGAUUUCCUCUUGGAUUCAUUUACAAAAGGUAUACUUAACGAGUAAAAGGUCAGUAAUGAUACAAAGGCCCUCAAUUUGAUAUUAGUUGAACUACUACCACACAACAGCUUUGUCAAGGAUGACUAGGCCAGUUGAAUCCCUUGUUCUGUCAACGUUACAUUUCUACAAAAUGAAUCAUAGUUGCAUGUGACUGCAUGUUUUCAGGUGUAUUUUAUGCUCUUUGACUUAAUUCAUUUUUGUAAUUUGUCACUAGCAUGACAGUUAGGCCUAAUC
Labeo rohita (rohu) is the source of this 1371-nucleotide messenger RNA. RefSeq names its product SAYSVFN motif domain containing 1 (gene saysd1). NCBI's taxonomy places the organism in Eukaryota, Metazoa, Chordata, Actinopteri, Cypriniformes, Cyprinidae. The record is from RefSeq and is a predicted model, not a curated record. The transcript has 3 exons. Bases 260 to 754 code for a protein of 164 amino acids.